This is a messenger RNA of Ylistrum balloti, 333 nucleotides long. RefSeq lists its product as uncharacterized. Bases 1 to 333 code for a protein of 110 amino acids. NCBI's taxonomy places the organism in Eukaryota, Metazoa, Mollusca, Bivalvia, Pectinida, Pectinidae. The transcript is spliced from 2 exons. The record is from RefSeq and is a predicted model, not a curated record.
AUGGAUACCAUCAGACUAUUCGUUAUAUUCGCUACUGCAGCAUGUAUUGUGUCGGCACAGCCGCGCGGUAUGGGAGCACUGAUGGGUUCAGCUAUGGACCCUAGGGUUAGCAAUAGUAUGGUCCCUGGUAUGGGAAAUGGACAGGAAAAUGGAAAAGAACAGAUGCCAAAUUUGGCUCCUGGAAGUGGAAGUAAUAUGGGUAGCCGACUGUUUAUGAUGAACUAUUUGAGACAACAAGAAUUGUUGCUGCCGUACAUGAUGUGCCAGACAUGUUUGCAGUAUUCUAACUUCGUUACCUGCAUGAUGAUAGAAAUGUGUUCAUUCGUCAACUGA